Sphaeroforma arctica JP610 is the source of this 202-nucleotide messenger RNA. RefSeq lists its product as hypothetical. The annotation marks the transcript as partial. The record is from RefSeq and is a predicted model, not a curated record. The transcript is spliced from 2 exons. Lineage: Eukaryota; Ichthyosporea; Ichthyophonida.
AUGUCUACAUUCUCUUACGGCACAUACCGAUACGGCGAAUCCGAUCAUAGCGAUGGAACGUUAGUAGACACAAUGCCUUCUCACAAGAAAAGCUGGGUGGAGGCCUGUACCAUGCAUGGCAUAUCUAUCUCAGCCGAUCAGUUCUACGGCUACGCUGGCAUGGGCACAGCCGAUAUUGUAAGCGAACUCGCGGAACAACAAG